Messenger RNA from Andrographis paniculata, 1587 nucleotides. RefSeq names its product glycerol-3-phosphate acyltransferase 5-like. Lineage: Eukaryota; Viridiplantae; Streptophyta; Magnoliopsida; Lamiales; Acanthaceae. Gene Ontology annotation, molecular function: glycerol-3-phosphate 2-O-acyltransferase activity; phosphatase activity. Gene Ontology annotation, biological process: cutin biosynthetic process. The transcript has 2 exons. Gene Ontology annotation, cellular component: membrane. The record is from RefSeq and is a predicted model, not a curated record. Bases 111 to 1568 code for a protein of 485 amino acids.
GUCCUUAAUAAUCUUCUUCUCUCUCAACAACCAAUCCUCAAAACACAAAAAAAACACCCCUUAAGACAAGAUUAGGGUUUUCUUUGCUUGUCAUAUAUUCUCAUUCAUUCAUGGAGUCCAUUGUUUGUGAACUUGAAGGGACAUUGUUGAAGGACCCUAAUGUCUUUUCAUACUUCAUGUUGAUUGCAUUCGAGGCAUCGGGCCUCAUCCGGUUCGGGCUCUUGUUAGCCAUAUGGCCCGUGAUUUGGUUUCUUGGUGCGAUUGGGAAAGAGGAUUGUGGGCUUAGGCUUACCAUGUUUGUGGCCACGGCCGGGGUUUCCUUCUCGGAGAUUGAGGCCGUGGCACGAGCCGUCUUGCCUAAGUUCUUCUUGGAUGAUCUUGAUAUGGAGACGUGGGGGGUUUUUAGCUCGUAUGAUAAGAGAGUUGUCGUGACUAAAAUGCCGAGGGUUUUGGUUGAAAGGUUUGUUAAAGAACAUUUGAUGGCGGAUGAAGUUGUUGGAAGUGAAUUGUCGAUCAAUCGGUUUGGAUUUGCCACUGGAUUAUUGAAACGGGGUUUUGAUUCGAGGAAGGAUUUGUUUGAAGAUGGACAACCUAGUUUAGGCCUUGGGAGGCCUAAUAUGAUGUUUUUGUCGUUGUGUAAGGAAGUAUGCCACCGCCCAAACUCCGGCAAAAUCAAGGGGCGGCGCCGCCACAUCGUCCGUCCACUUCCCGUGAUUUUCCACGACGGCCGUCUAGCAAAACGUCCGACGCCGGCGACGGCGCUGCUAAUCCUACUAUGGAUCCCCAUCGGCGUCGUUCUCGCCGCCGUCCGCAUCGCCGUCGGUUUAAUGCUUCCGAUGUGGGCCGUACGCCACGUGGCACGUAUUUUAGGAGGUAGAGUCGUGGUCAAGGGCAACCCUCCGCCGCCGGCGUCAGCUCCGGCGGCGACCUCCGGCGUCCUUUUCGUCUGCACCCACCGCACCCUAAUGGACCCCGUCGUCCUCUCCACCGUCCUCCACCGCCGCAUCCCCGCCGUGACCUACUCCGUCUCGCGGCUGUCGGAGAUCCUCUCGCCAAUCCCCACCGUCCGAUUGACCCGGAUCCGCGCCGUCGACGCCGAGAAGAUCCGCCGGGAGCUGGAGAAGGGCGACCUCGCCGUCUGCCCGGAGGGCACCACCUGCCGUGAACCGUUCCUACUCCGGUUCAGCGCUUUAUUCGCCGAGCUGACCGACCGGAUCGUGCCGGUCGCCAUGAAUUACCGGGUCGGUUUUUUUCACGCCACGACCGCCCGCGGCUGGAAGGCCAUGGACCCGAUUUUUUUCUUCAUGAACCCCCGGCCGGUCUACGAGGUCACCUUCCUCAACCAGUUGCCGGCCGACGCCACUUGCUCCGCCGGAAAAAGCCCCUACGACGUCGCUAAUUAUGUCCAGAGGAUUCUCGCGGCGGCGCUAGGGUUUGAGUGUACCAAUUUCACCAGGAAGGAUAAGUACCGUGUCUUGGCCGGAAACGACGGCAGCGUCUCGCCGCCGGCGACGAAUCCCCUCGCCGACGCUUUGAAGAAACUUGUCACUAGUUUCGUGCUCCAUUGAUCGAUUGUUAAUUAAUUAA